Molecule: messenger RNA, 2494 nt
Organism: Gigantopelta aegis
Lineage: Eukaryota; Metazoa; Mollusca; Gastropoda; Neomphalida; Peltospiridae
Product: F-box/LRR-repeat protein 14-like
Exons: 1
Coding region: 36-1244 (402 amino acids)
Biological process (GO): SCF-dependent proteasomal ubiquitin-dependent protein catabolic process
Cellular component (GO): SCF ubiquitin ligase complex
Molecular function (GO): protein binding
Source: RefSeq, a predicted model, not a curated record
GUUUGCCAAAAAUCACGUGACAGAAGCGAGGAAAUAUGGAGGACACGGUUUGUCGGUCCUUAGUACAUAUUUCUUCGCUAUUUCCCGAGAUUCUGGCGAUGAUAUUUUCUCAUCUGGAUGUGCGGGACAAAGGUAGAGUGGCCCAGGUUUGUGUUGCGUGGAGGGACGCCGCCUACCACCGGAUGGUUUGGCGAAAUGUCGAGGCAAAACUCCAUCUUCGACGGGCGAACCCGUCUUUGUUCCCAAGUCUCGUGAAGCGUGGAAUACGUCGGGUCCAAGUUCUGAGUGUUCGGCGAAGCCUGCGCGACGUCAUGGCCGGAAUCCCCGGCCUGGAGAGCCUGAACCUGAGUGGCUGUUACAACAUCACCGACGUCGGCCUGAGUCAGGCGUUCUCGCAGGAGCUGUCGUCGAUGGUGUUGCUGAACCUCAGUCUGUGCAAACAGGUCACGGACUCGAGUCUGGGACGUAUCACUCAGUACUUAAAAAACUUGGAAGUUCUCGAGUUGGGUGGGUGUUCGAACAUAACCAACACAGGACUGUUGCUCAUAGCCGUCAGCUUAAAGAGACUGAAACGCCUGAACCUACGGAGCUGUCGGCACAUAUCCGACCAAGGCAUAGGCUACUUAGCGGGGAUGUGCCAGCAGGCGGCUACCUGUGGUAACCCAGAACUGGAACAUCUCGGGUUGCAGGACUGUCAGAAACUGACGGAUCAGGCACUAAAACACGUCAGUGUGGGACUUCCCCGACUCCAGACGAUCAAUCUCUCGUUCUGUGGCAGUAUCACAGACACUGGGAUUAAAUUCCUCUCCAAGAUGCACAGUCUGAGGGAGCUGAACCUCCGGAGCUGUGACAACAUCAGCGACAACGGCUUGGGGUUUCUCGCCGAGGGCGGGUCAAGGUUGAGUUCUCUGGACGUGAGUUUCUGUGACAAGGUUGGAGAUCAGGGUCUAGCUUAUCUUUCUCAAGGAUUGUUUAGUCUGAGGAGUCUCAGUCUCGGUUCGUGCAGUGUCAGCGACGACGGCAUCGAUAAAAUUGUGAACUCGUUACAUGAUCUGACGACAUUGAACAUCGGCCAGUGUAGUCGUAUUACAGACAAGAGUCUUAGUUCGAUAGGAGGUAAACUUAAGCAGUUAAAGUCGAUAGAUUUGUAUGGUUGUACUCGCAUAACGACAGUGGGGUUAGAAAAAAUUAUGCAGCUUCCUGGACUGACAACUCUUAACUUGGGACUGUGGCACAAGAGGUAAUAACGAGUGAUCUUUUAAAAAUCUGUGACGGUCAGGUUGUAAAUGUAAGAUAGUGACGUGUGAUGAGGGGGCUUACUGCUGCAUCUAUUGUUAUGAGAGCUAGAUCCAGAAUGCAAGGAAUGUGUGUCUCAAUGGGAAUGACCCCUCUGAUCCUGUUAAUUAAUUUUUGUGAGAAAAAUAGCUCAGAAAAAAACUACAUUCAUUAGGAACUUGUCAAUUUGUAUUUUUAAAAAAAUACAUAAAUGGUCAAACAAAAUAAUAGUUGUGGUUCUGAUUACCCUACUGUCCCAGGAAAAACUGCGAUUCUAUGUUUUAAAAUAAAAUUUUAAAAAUGUGCCUACUGACCAACAAGCAGAAUUUUUGGUUUAACUUUUGCUCUCUUGCUACAUAUACAUACAUGUAAAUGCAUCUUAAUAUAAAAUAUUCAAGUCUUUAAAAAAAGAAAGUUUAUACAAUGCCUACCUACUCUAAAUCAGGGUUUGACAAAUACGCAAGACCGUGCUAUUGGAAUUUUUGUCCUAGGCUUUUAAAAAUUAUAAUCUGUAUUCCUAUAAUGUAUCUAUAGGGUGGUUGCCCAGGGCACGCACAAAAUUCUGGACUGGUGGAAGGGGGACUCGCAGAGUGCUAACAGUCCACUGGUUAGGGGGCGCAAUACUUGCCUUGCCUCGGGGGCUGGCAACCCACGCUAUGCCACUGCACUAGCCAAAGUCUCUGUGGAAAGUGUACCGCCCGUUCCCCCCAUUAGUUAUCGAUCUAAAGAGGGAUUUUUUGAUGGGGUAUAUAUAGAAAAGUGGGGCAUGGGGCCCUAACCCUAACUCUAUCCCUAACCCUAACCCUAAACUAUUAUAAAUGAUGGGGGGAACGGGUGGAGCUCUUGCCGUCUCUGUGAGGGCUAGUGACUUUCUUAAACAUUUGUAAAUUUUUCUGGCAGCCUUAUGUAAUCAGAACCAUGCAUACUAUUCUGUCUGGUCUUAGUGUAUAAGUGUGUCUGGUUCGUGAAUUGGAAGACUGAAUGACAAAAUAACUCUUUAAUAAUAUUAUUGGUGCUAAAGAUAAUAUUUUAGUAACGAAAAAGAAGUGCUAAUUAGAAAUUAUACCCACCUUUUAUUUGCUCAGCAAUACUUUUGUGUUGGUAAAUCUGUUGAUAAUGGUGUAUGUCAGAUUUGCACAGAUAUUUCUGUUACAAAGAAUAUUGAUGAAUAAUAUGAAAAUAUUCAAGAAUAUAUUAUAUAUUAAAACAAUUGACUAUA